Messenger RNA from Paramecium pentaurelia, 1775 nucleotides. Lineage: Eukaryota; Ciliophora; Oligohymenophorea; Peniculida; Parameciidae. The record is from the annotation of a GenBank genome assembly.
AAUGGUUACUCAAAACUAAGUCUAGAAAAAAAAAUUAAAAGAACUAGAAACUAAAUUAAAUUUAUUAGAAAAAGGAAAAAAUUAAAAUUUAACAAGAGUUCCACAAGGUUCUGGUCAUUAUUAUCAAUUAUUUUAAAGAGAUUAUGUAAAUUAAACAUUUAUUUAUUAGGUGGGCAAAAAAAAAUAAGAAUUUAAAUAAUAGAAUGAAAAGGAGUAGACUAAAAAAAUUGGUAUAUAAUCUUCUGAAUUUCAUUAAAAUUAAGAAACUGAAAAAAAACAAAAGAAAAUAAAAGAGCUUGAAAAAACUCCAUCAAAUAGUAAUAUUUAAUAGAAAAUACUAUAAGCUGAUGAUUAAUAACUAAAUGGUUUAGAUAUAUAAUUUAAAAAUACUUAAAAUCAAAAUAAAAAUAAAGAUGAAUUAUAAUUAAUUGAUGAAUAAAAAAGAAUAAUGUCAAAAGUAGUUCCUACAUAAAAUAAAUAAUAAGGAUAAUAGGUAUUUAAGUUUAUAUAUAUUUUAAGAUUGAUUUAAUAUAGAAUAAUAAUUUGAAUGAUUAAGAUAAGGAAGAUUCUCAAUUAUAAUAAUAAUAAACCUUAAAUAAUAAUAGUUAAUUAACAAAUGAACUUCCUAAAGAAAUUAAAUAAAAGUGUUAACUUAUUCUAAAUUAAAUUCAAGAAUUAAAAAAUUAAAAUUUAUAAAAUAAUAAAAGCAUUUAUGAAUUAUCUUAAUAAUUAUCUUAAUUUUAAAAAACAUAUUUAAAUUCCAAUGAUACAACAAUGAUAAUAGAACAUAUUGAAGAAAAUUAAAAAGAAUAAGUUAAAAAUGGACAUAUACAACAUGAAUAAAAUUAAAAUUAAAAUGAUGAAUUAUAGAAAAAUGAAUGUAAAAAUUAUAAAUAUUUAUAUAGUAUAAAAUGAAUUAAAUGAAGAAAGAAGAAAAAAUAAAGAUCUAAUUAAAAGUUAACAAAUGUUUUUGUAAGAAUUAAGAAAAAUAUACAAAUAAUCUAAAAUUAUGAAUUUAUUAAUGAAAUCAGAAUCAGAAAAUGAAGAUGAAGAUGAUUAAGAAAAAGAAAUAAAUUAAACUUAAUUUCUUAAAGAAUGGAAGAAAAAUUUAUCAUAGUUGGCUGAAGAAAUAGGAGAAUAUGAAGAAAAUGAAAGAAAUUUAAAAUAAGAAUUAAAUAAUUUAUCAGAGUUAAGAAAAAAAUAUGAUGAUCUUACUAUGUACUAUACAGGUAUCUAAUUAUUAAUCAUUUCUAGAGGCUUAUAAUAGAUUAAGUGAGGCACUUCAAAAAAUUAAUGAAUUAAAUUAAGAAAUAGAAGAUAAAGAAUCUUUUUUAUAAUAAUAAUAUUAAAUGGUUCAAUCAUUAUAAUAAAGACUAUCUGCUAAUUAAAACCAUAAAGAUUAAUUUUAAGAAAAUUCUUAAAAUGGUUAACUUUAUGAAUAAGAAAUAUUAUAAUUAAAUUAAACUAUCUAAUAAUUACAAGAAAAAUUAGAUUAUAUUUAACAAUAAGACUAUUAUUAAAAAAUGAAUUAAAUAUUGUAAGAGAAUGAUGAAUUGAAAAAAAUUAAUAGUGAAAAUUUAGAAGAUUCUUUGAAAAAAGAUCAACUAAUAGAAGAUUUGUAAUAAUAAUUAUUAACAUAAUCUCAAUUAAUAAGCAAUUAAGGUAUAAUUUUUAUAAUAAUAAUAGAUUUAUAAGAGAGAAAAAAAAGAUAAGAAAUUAAUUUAUCAGAUGAUUAACAAUAAGAACUCUAAUAGUAGAAUGAAUUAGAACAAUGA